Caenorhabditis remanei is the source of this 1047-nucleotide messenger RNA. RefSeq lists its product as uncharacterized. The transcript has 6 exons. Lineage: Eukaryota; Metazoa; Nematoda; Chromadorea; Rhabditida; Rhabditidae. Bases 1 to 1047 code for a protein of 348 amino acids. Gene Ontology annotation, molecular function: hydrolase activity. The record is from RefSeq and is a predicted model, not a curated record.
AUGAGCUUCGUGGAGAAAGUUCGAUUGCUGGAUUACUGGAAAAUUCAAGAUUCCGCUCUCCAAAAUGAAUUUCCACGUUCUCAUCUAGUUUUGAUGGUGGACCGACGUCUUCUCGUCACUAAAGAUGCUCCAGAAGUCAGAAUGGUUGAACAUUCAUAUGGAGAAUUGAAACAACUUCUCGGAGAAUAUGGAUUGCAGUUCGAUUUGAGCAACUCUUGUCUUUUAGAUGCUCUUCCAGCUGACAAUGACAUGAUUCCUCUCUUCGGAACAUCCAUCGAAGCCGCCGAUCCUCCAGAAGACUCACCAAUUUCUAAAAAAGAUGUUCUGAAACAACUGGGAAAUAGUUUAGGAGGACGGUUUACUGACAUCAGAAUGGCCAUGUUGACAAUGAGAGAAGAGAGACAACGGAAUCUUCUUGCUAAAUUCCAAUCGCUCACCAAAUGGGCAGCCACGUAUCGAAGGUGUCCAAAGUGUGCAGCUGCUUUGAAAAUGAGAUCGAGUAAGAGUGGAGCAGAGUGUGUGACUUGUCAGAGAGUCUACUAUCCAACUUUUUCACCAGUUUCAAUCACUCUCAUUACUGAUCCAACCAACGAACAUGCUCUUCUCGUCAGACAUCGUGGCUCGGCUGGAGGAGUUUUCACUGCUGUAGCCGGAUUUGCUCAUACGGGUGAGAGCAUGGCUGAAUGUGCACGUCGUGAAAUCGCCGAAGAAGUUGGAAUUGAAGUGGAUUCAAUUCGUUCAUUAGACAUGUCUCAACCAUGGCCAAUGCCUGAUUCAUCACUUAUGGUUGCUCAUGUGGCGGUUGCUAAUAUGGAUCAGAAGAUUUCUGUAUGUCCGGAUGAACUCGAAACAGCUCAAUGGUUCUCACGGCAUCAAGUCCGUCAAGCAAUGGAAACUACCCUUGCUGAUCCAUUUUUAAAGAAACUUCCACUCACACUGGAUGAUCGUCAAACACUUCAUUAUAUCCCACCUGCUGGUGCUAUUGCCCAUCAAAUGAUUAGAAAAUGGGUCGACGGGAAAAUAGAUUGCCAUAAUUCUAGAAUGUAG